AUGUUUGGCCCGCGGAAUAAUUUGUGCAUAUCUAUUCCUACCAGUUCAGCUCAUUUGCUAGGGUUUGGUUUCCGCGGUGAAUUUUCGGCCGAGAAGACUGAGAAGGAGCUAGCCAUGGGGAGAAGACCUGCUAGGUGUUACCGUCAGAUUAAGAACAAACCCUACCCGAAAUCACGAUACUGCCGUGGUGUGCCUGAUCCAAAGAUCAGGAUUUAUGAUGUGGGCAUGAAGAAGAAGGGGGUGGAUGAGUUCCCCUUCUGUGUGCACUUGGUCAGUUGGGAGAAGGAAAAUGUCUCGAGCGAGGCUUUGGAAGCUGCCCGUAUAGCUUGCAACAAGUACAUGACCAAGUUUUCCGGAAAGGACACUUUUCACUUGAGGGUACGAGUCCACCCUUUUCAUGUUUUGCGUAUCAACAAGAUGCUCUCGUGUGCUGGCGCUGAUAGGCUCCAGACUGGCAUGAGGGGCGCUUUUGGAAAGCCACAGGGGACUUGUGCUCGUGUGGCCAUUGGUCAGGUACUCUUGUCUGUUCGCUGCAAGGAUGCGAACAGCCACCAUGCUCAGGAGGCUUUGCGCCGUGCGAAAUUCAAGUUUCCUGGUCGUCAGAAGAUCAUUGUUAGUAGGAAAUGGGGUUUCACCAAAUUCAACCGCACUGAUUACCUGAAAUGGAAAUCUGAGAAUAGGAUUCUCUCUGAUGGUGUUAAUGCAAAGCUUCUUGGAUGCCAUGGACCUUUGGCGAAUAGGCAACCGGGAAGAGCAUUCAUUUCGGGACCUGUCCAAGGAUGAACUUGACGUCACUGAGAAAUUACGGAUAUUUCAAAAUUUUGUUGUUCUUGAUUGGAAUCAGCUCUUUGUAUUUCAGACUUUUGGGAGACUGGCAUGUCGAAGUGUGCUUGUUUUAAUUUCUACUGACUUUAAUUUAUCCAAAUAUCAGUUUGUUAGUGUUCUAUGCUUUAAAGAAUCAAGUAUGGCGACUGUGAUGUGUCCUGAGGCUAUCAGUUUGUUCUAUGCUUUAAGAAAUAAGAAUCAACUGGCGCCUGGAAGGUUUUUUGGCGGUUUGUUUUGGGGAUAUAAUUGACAAAGUAUUGUUCAUUAUGCUGAUGCACUAUCACUUUCAACGUUUUCAGCUUCCAAGUUUGGUUAUUGUAUUAGUGUGAGUUCACUGUACAUAAUAAUAUAUGGGAAAUGCUACAUGUACAUAAGAG
Messenger RNA from Striga asiatica, 1202 nucleotides. The record is from the annotation of a GenBank genome assembly. NCBI's taxonomy places the organism in Eukaryota, Viridiplantae, Streptophyta, Magnoliopsida, Lamiales, Orobanchaceae.